ACCUCCGGCCAGCCAAUGAGCGGCGAGGUUGCCGUGUCACGUGAUAGAAUACAAUGGCGGCGCCCUAGAGCCCAGCGCUUCAAUUUUGAUGUGUUCAGAUUUUUUUUUUUUACAGUAAAAUAAAGUGCGGUUUAUUAUUUAUUCAUUUCUAGUUUCGUUGGAUUUGUAGCGGAUCAUGACUCGGUUCCUGAGCCUCGGCUGUUCGCUGUGCCGCGCUGCUCGGCGGAGUGUGUGGUCCAGUCACAGUGUGGAGGGAAGAGUGGGAGUCGAGUUAGAGGGAAGAAAACUCGAGAUAUCGACGGGGAAACUCGCCAGAUUCGCAGAUGGAUGUUCUGUAGUACAGCUGGGAGAGACGUCAGUGAUGGUCACCGCCGUCAGCAAGACCAAACCUUCACCAUCACAGUUCAUGCCUCUGGUGGUGGAUUACAGACAGAAGGCAGCGGCCGCCGGACGAAUCCCCACCAACUACCUGAGGAGGGAACUGGGAACCAGUGACACGGAGAUCCUCACCAGCAGACUCAUAGAUCGUUCCAUCAGGCCGCUGUUUCCUGCUGGAUAUUUCUACGACACUCAGGUCCUGUGCAACAUUUUAGCCGCCGACGGUGUGAACGACCCCGACGUCCUCGCCAUCAACGGAGCAUCUGCUGCUCUCGCCAUCUCCGAUAUUCCCUGGAACGGACCUGUCGGUGCCGUUCGUAUCGGCCUGAUCGACGGAGAGUUUGUGGUGAACCCGACCCGGAAGGAGAUGAGCUCCACCACGCUGAACCUUGUGGUAACAGGAGCUCCUUCCAGCCAAGUGGUGAUGAUGGAAGCUGCAGCCGAGAACGUCCUCCAGCAGGACUUCUGUCACGCUGUUAAACUGGGAGUCAAGCACACGCAGCAGAUCAUCCAGGCCAUCCAGCAGCUAGCCCGAGAACUCAAGGUGGUGAAGCGAACGCCCCAGAAGCUCUUCAGCGCCUCGCCCGAGAUGGUCGAGUACACUCAACAGCUGGCCAGUGAGAAGAUCUACGCAGUCUUUACAGACUUCUCACACGAUAAGAUCUCCAGAGACGAAGCUGUGAACAAAAUCCGACUAGACACAGAGGAGCAAGUUAAAGAGAAAUUUCCUCAGGCCGAACCGUUUGAAGUGAUCGAGGCCUUCAACGUGGUUUCGAAAGAUGUUUUUCGGAAUCUGGUGCUCACUGAGUACAAAAGGUGCGAUGGACGCGACCUAACGUCCUUACGAGACAUUUCCUGUGAAGUGGACAUCUUUAAACCUCUACACGGAUCUGCGCUCUUCCAGAGAGGACAAACUCAGGUGCUUUGCAGUGUGACUUUCGACUCCAUAGAGUCCAGCGUGAAAACCGACAUCAUAACCACGGCUCUGAGUGGGAUCAAAGACAAGAAUUUCAUGCUCCACUAUGAGUUUCCUCCAUAUGCAACAAAUGAAAUCGGGAAAAUGGGUGGACUGAACAGACGAGAACUCGGUCAUGGUGCUCUAGCUGAAAAAGCCCUGAGGCCCGUCAUUCCUAAAGACUUCCCUUUUACAAUCCGAGUCACCUCCGAGGUGCUGGAGUCCAACGGCUCAUCAUCGAUGGCAUCAGCGUGUGGAGGCAGUUUGGCUUUAAUGGAUGCCGGUGUGCCGAUCUCCUCAGCAGUAGCCGGCGUGGCUGUGGGUCUCAUUUCCAAACCAAACCCUGAGAAACUCUCUGAAAUCCAGGACUACAGAAUUCUGACCGAUAUUUUAGGGAUUGAAGACUAUAACGGAGACAUGGACUUUAAAAUGGCCGGAACAAAUAAAGGCAUCACUGCUUUACAGGCUGAUAUUAAGAUACCAGGACUUCCUCUGAAGAUUGUGAUGGAGGCCAUCCAGCAGGCAACAGUGGCUAAGAAAGAGAUUUUAGGGAUCAUGAAUAAAACCAUUUCAAAGCCCAGAAGCUCGAGGAAGGAGAACGGCCCUGUUGUUGAAAACAUUCGUGUGCCGAUCUCCAGAAGAACUCGAUUUGUUGGUCCUGGAGGAUACAACCUCCGCCGACUACAGGCUCAAACAGGCGUGACUAUAAACCAGGUGGACGAGGAGACGUUCUCAGUGUUCGCUCCGACUCCACACGCGAUGCAUGAAGCUCAGGAGAUCAUCUCCGACAUCUGCAAAGACGACCAGGAACAGCAGCUCGAGUUCGGAGCCGUUUACACGGCAACCAUCACAGAAAUCAGAGACAGUGGCGUGAUGGUGAAGCUUUAUCCCAACAUGAGCGCCGUGCUGUUACACAACUCGCAGCUCGAUCAUAAACGGAUCAAACAUCCCACUGCACUCGGACUGGAGGUCGGUCAGCAGAUCCAGGUGAAAUAUUUCGGCCGCGACCCCACGGACGGCAGGAUGAGGUUGUCACGGAAAGUUCUCCAGUCUCCCGCAGCCACGGUUGUGAAGACUCUGAGCGAGAGGCAGAGCAUCACCAUGGGAACGGCGGACACACCGACGUCCUCCUGACCUCGGCAACGCGCUUCGGACUCAAUUGCUCGUUAGUUUUGACGCAAAUGAUGCGUCGUGUGCGUUGGCGAAUCAGGAGGGAGGAAACUGCUGCUUUGCUGUGGAGGGAUUCCGUGAAAUCUGCACCGUUUAAAGUAUAUAUAUAUAAAAAUGUACUGAAAGUGUACGUUAUAAAAUAAAAUUAUAAAAUUGUA
Silurus meridionalis is the source of this 2661-nucleotide messenger RNA. Its product is annotated as polyribonucleotide nucleotidyltransferase 1, mitochondrial. The record is from RefSeq and is a predicted model, not a curated record. Gene Ontology annotation, biological process: mitochondrial mRNA catabolic process; mitochondrial RNA 3'-end processing. NCBI's taxonomy places the organism in Eukaryota, Metazoa, Chordata, Actinopteri, Siluriformes, Siluridae. The transcript is spliced from 28 exons. Gene Ontology annotation, molecular function: RNA binding; polyribonucleotide nucleotidyltransferase activity; 3'-5'-RNA exonuclease activity. The coding region runs from base 176 to 2467 and encodes 763 amino acids. Gene Ontology annotation, cellular component: mitochondrion; cytosol.